Paramecium sonneborni is the source of this 907-nucleotide messenger RNA. NCBI's taxonomy places the organism in Eukaryota, Ciliophora, Oligohymenophorea, Peniculida, Parameciidae. The record is from the annotation of a GenBank genome assembly.
AUGGAAAAAAUAAAUUAAUUAAGUUUAGAUGAAUUGGCAGAAUAAGUUUUACAUACUCUUGGAAUAAUUCAAGAUCCUAAUUAAUCUAUCUCCUCAUAAAAACCUGAGGAUAAAAUGCUAAUAUCAAUUCAACUCCCUCUUGAAGUCAAAAAUAAAUAAUAGAUAAAAAUUUUAUAAACUAAUCUUUAAAAAGAAUUGGAAUAAGGAUAUAUAUAUCUAAAUGAAUAGGAAAUUCUUGCAUUGGACUAGGAAAUAUAAAAAAGUUUAUAAGCUAUAAGCUUUAAAGAAAGAAAAAUUCUUAUCAAGAAUUAAGAAUUCACUAUGACAUCUCCUUUCUGUGUUUAAACAAAUGUUAUGCCUUUAAACAUGGCUAGAUAAUGGCACUAUUUUAAAAAUCUUUAAUCAGUGUAAGUAUAUAUGAUCUAAGCCUAAUUAUUUUUUUUUUUUAAUAAUUCUUAUAAGAUAAUACUCAUAGACAAAAAGUUAAUUCUUAUGUAUAAUUCAUAUACCAAUCAUAUGUAGAUAAAUGGUCUAAAUUAAUUAAUGCUAACCAAUCUUUGUGGAUAAAAACCACUGAAGAAAUCUUAACUCAAAAAGCUCAAAAUCUUAGUGGAGAUUUAAUAUAAUAUUCUGAUGAUAAAAAUGUUGCUAACUAUAAUUUAAAAGUAACUGAGGAUGUAUGGUUCACCUUUUCUUGUUUAAAAUAAUUUAUUUUAGUGAAUACUGUGUAUGAUGCAAAAAGAACUGUUUUAAUCUAUUUAAAUUUAAAGGGAGAAUUCUAUUAACCCAAUCUAAAUGUAAAGGAUUUAUUAUUAGGUAUGAAAGGAUAUGGUAUAGGUAUUUAAGAUUCACCUAGUUGGCUUUGUUAUAACCUUUUUGAUUCAUGGGAGAAACUUUAUAUUCAUAA